GAGAGAGAGAGAGAGAGAGAGAGAGAGAGAGAGCGAGAGAGAGAGAGAUGCACACAGAGAGGAAGACGUAGAAAGAGACGAUAGACAGUGAAACGGUACAGAGCGGGGGACAGAUAGACAGAGAGAGAGAGCGAGAGAGAGAUAAGGGCAGCGAUGGAGGAAGCCGCGGUGCAGGGGGAGAAGAUAGAGCCCGUGCCGGAGGUAAAGAGCGACGGGGGGAAGGGGGGCUGGAUGAACGAGCGCUCGCUCUCCUCCAUUCUAAAACACUCCUGCCUCCUGUGCUGGUCCUCGUCUCCCAGGGAUACGGGCGUCGUGGAAACGGAUGAAAGGAUCCUUGCCAAGACAGCAGAGAUCAGAGUAAGACGCCCGCAGCACCUGGCCCUGGAGCUAGAGAAUGCAGUGGCGCUGGAGAGCCUGGAGCUGCAGGAGCAGCAGCAGGACGUCCGGGACCUGGAGGAGACCCUGCUGAAGCUGGACCAGCACAAGGAGAAGCUGCAGCUGCAGAUCAAGAGCACCAGGCAGCUAUGUGUGGAGGAGAGUCAGAAGAUCCUGUCCCUGCAGGCUGAGGAGAGUAAGAAGGAGGGCCAGGUGGAGGAGUACGAACGCGAGCUGGCGCGCGCCCGCUGGAGGCUGAAGAAGCUGCGGGAGGAGGUGAAGAACGCCAAGCGGCGGGCAGAGGAGGCGGGCCAGAGGAACAACCCGCUGCAGGACUCCAUCCGCCAGUCCUACGAGGAGAUCCUGCAGGAGGAGAGCGCUCUGUGCUCUCUGUCAGGAGGAGCUGCCACUCCAGACAGCCAGCUGGACGAGUCCACAUCGCCCGCCGACACCACCGAAGACGACCCCCUCCCGCUGAGGCCCUGGGGCCGCAGCCAAUCACUGCCGGCGUACGCUGACUUCAUCAUGAGGACCAGCAGUUCUUCCUUCAAUAACAACCUGACAGGGACCAGAGAGGAAGUGGCUGAGAGUUCUCUGGAGGCCCCAAAGACGGAGGGAGCUGAGGCCGGGCCUGAACCGACCCAGAGGAGCACGGACGCGGAGAGGAAGACUGACAACCAGAAGGAAGCGCUGACAGCCAGCGCCGACCCCGUGGACCAACUGGACUUCUACAAACCCGACCCCUUCGUUCACGGUCAGGCCGAAGAUGAUCUUUUCAAUGAAGAUUUGUUCCCAAAGACGGAUUCCUCAGACGUCUUCGCCUCAGACCCCUUCAAAGGCACCGACCCGUUCGCGGCAGACAUCUUGUUCCCGCCGGGAUCAGACGAGGCGGCGGCGGCGGCGGUUGCCAACGACGACGCCGACACCAGCCUGUCGUGCGUCGAGCACAAAGCGUCCACGGGGACCCAGUGCUUCGAGUCCGAGUUCCCGGACGAGGACAGCGACAUCGAGAUCAGCUACAGCCGCGAGGACCUGGACGCCGUCGCCAUGGCGGCGGACGCCACGGACCGGGCGGCGCCGGCCGAGCCACGGGGGUUCAAGCCCAUCCAGUCCUCCUCCGAGGACCUGGGGCUGGACGCGGCGUCCCGGGGCUGGCGGUCCCAGGGACAGUACUCGGUGGAGUCGGACCCCAACGGCUACGAGCUGGACCUGGCCGCCGUCUCCCCCCCCUCGGACAUCGAGGAGCUCAGCCUGGCCUCCCUGACCGGGGACGCGGCCGGCGGGAAGAACAGCACCGCGGCGGUCAAAGGUCUGAGUUCCGAUUCGGCUCAAUAUUCCCCUGAGCUGGCGCCCUCUGGUGCCGUACCUGACGCAAUCAAGACCGCAUCCGACAUGACUCAGCUUGUCAUCACAGAGCAGCCCCUUUCCUGUGAGGUCACUUCCUGCCUAGAAGCACAGCCCCUUGAGUCAGAAACGGACAACAGCUUCGAGGUAGAACCCCAACUAACGCUGGUUCACCACGACUCAGUCGAUGCUCCAAAUCCCUCGACGCAGAUCACUUCAGAGAUGAAUGAAUGCAGUUUCGAGAUGAGCUACCCAUCCACCCACUCCUCCUUUGACCCGUACGGGUUCAAACUGAGUCCGGAACAUUCCACUCACAGCCUUCUGGAUCCUGACGAUGAGGAAGAUCUCAGCCCAGAAUCGAAUGAUCCUGAUUUGGCCUUUGACCCAGAACCCACCUCUUCUCAGCUCAACUUUGAUCGCUAUGGGUUUGACCUCAGCGCCUCCCGGGUAGCCAGUGAGGAUGUGGUUGACCCCUAUGGCUUUAAGCUGAGCCAGGAGGAGGAGAACCAGGAAGUACUUGAGGUGUGUAGCCAUGACGACCAGGAGGAGGUGGAACUUUGUAGCUUUACCAACGAGGAGCUAGUAGAACCUUAUAGUAACCAGGAAGUUGUGGAUCCAUUCGCCCAGGACAACCAGGAAGUGCUUGAACCAUGUAACCAAAACAAUCAGGAAAUGCUGGAUUUCUGUAGCAAUGGAAAUCAGGAGAUUUUGGAACCAAGUAUGUCCGAUACCAAGAAUGUUCUGGACUUGUUCAGCAUUGAGAACCAGGAGUUGGUUGACCUGUCUAGUCCUCUUAACCAGGAAGUGCUGGAACCCUUCUGCGAUGACAACCAGGAACCGAUGGUAUCUCAUGACAAAGAUGAACAAGAACUACCACAGCAAUGUAACCAGGAAGUAGUAGAAACAAGUAUCAACAACAAGGAACCACGGGCUCCUUCCUAUUAUGAAAACCAGGAGGUUCUGGACUUCUGUGGCCAAGACAACCAGGAACUCCAAGGAUUCAGUAGAAACCAGGAACUGCAAGAUUACAGAAGCCAUGAUAACCAGGAGGUGCUGGACUUUCUAAGUAAUCAGGCUUUACCGGAGGCUAACAAUAACCACCACUGUGAGCAAGACUCAGAGAUGUACUUCAAUCCAGACACAGACACACAGUCCAACAUCUCCAACAGCGCUAACCCUGCAAACAGCUCCUCCGGUUUUCCGGCAUCAGAGGUCUCCAAUGGCCCCGAGGCCAUGCACCUGGAGGGUCUGGAGCUCGGUAACACGACUGGCAGUAUCAACAACUGCAACACUUACAAAGAUGAGCUCCUCAGCAUGUCAGUAGACCAAGAGCAAGCCACGAGUAACAUGUCCACCAACAGCGACCCUGCCACAUUUAAUGUUUCUUCGGGCCAAAAUUUGUUACAAGGCGACUUAGGGUCCGUGUUUAGUGCCGGAGGCUACAUCGGCUGUGAUGACGUAGCUGAUGACCUGGAGCCCCUUCCCCACAGACAGGGAAACCCUGUAGCAGAGCCAGUGGAACCAAUAGAACCAGUGCGGCCAGUGCAACCAGUGCGACCAGUGCGACCAAUGAGGCCUCCUCGUCCUUCGCUCUUGGCCAAGGAAAAGGCUCAGUCGCAGACUCAGGGCGUAGACCUAAAGUGACCUGACCACUGGCCUACGAGUGUCAACCACCUGACCAACACAGCUGCCGUUUAUCAUAGCGUAAGUCACCACGGGUGGCAGGGGGAAGACAAGAAUCGAGGGAAACCUGCGGAGGGUACAAUUGAGAAAGGUCUUGUAAAAUAAAAUUGGGGGGAACAAAAAGAUAUUUAAACAGAAGGCUAUUGAUAUUUUUGCGAUUUAUGGUGUAACGGUUAAAUUACCAAAAAAAGAUAGCAGAAGAGACAAAAGAUUUUACACAGCUAUUAUUUCAUAGGACAGCACUAAUCACAAUGAACAUGUAUUUAUUUAUUAACUUUUUUUUCUGUAUUUAAUUAUUUAUUUAUUGAUCUACUCCUUUUUUGAAAAACAGCAACUCUGCUGAACAUUCCCAGAAUUGAGAUAAGGAAACAAAGAAGGAAAGACAUCUUUAGCAUACUGGUUAGGCCUACUGUAUAUGUCCCACGAGAAGAAAGGCUAAAUAAGUCCUAAAAAGUAUAAUUUUUUAUUUAUGUUAUUUAUGUACCUUGCUGCUAACACACUGUAAUGAGACUGAAGUUAUUUUUUGAAAAAAAAGCUUAUCAAUUUCCAAUGGGGAUUUUUUUAGGUGCUGGUGCCAUGUAAGUAAACUGUGUCAAAGGUAACAUGUAUAUAAAUAUAAUAUAAUCUACUCUAAAGAAGUAGUCUAUUGUGGUUAUGAUAAUUAUAUAGUUAACAAUAAGUAGUUAUAGCGUGUUAGGUCAGUGCCAUAGAGAGAGUUUGUUAUCAGGAUGUACAGCAAGCAUCAUGUUUCUGGAUUUGUGAGAUGUAAAGUAACGAUAACUGGCAUGCACGGUUUCCUCCCUGGAAAGGCCCCGCAUUCUAAACAUCAUGUUGCCGUGUGAAUCGCCUGUCGGCCUGAGAAAGGUUGAGGGAAUGUUACUAAGCUAAUAUGGCUGCCACGGAACACUUGGAAUGCCCAAACUCUGCCUAUUGAAGGCUCUGGGUUUGAUGACAAAUGUAGCUAGUUCUAUUCUGUUGACAUGUCAACAAACUGUAUAUCUAACUGCAUGAACACCUUUAAUUUCCUUUUUAAAGGGCCCCAGAAAAGAAAAACUAAAGUUUUGACGCAAGUAACAAAAUUUGCCCUCUCCGCAACUUUCAACAAAUGUGUGGUGUAGUAAUGACAAGAUGCAAUCAUUUCUGUAUUGUUGUAUGCUAAUUUGUCUGAUCUUGUGGCCUACCCAAUAAUGCCAUUUUAUCAAGGACAUGUCUUUUAAAUUGUGUCAUACACAAAACAAUUACUGCCUGGUUAAAGACGAAAAUGCACACAAAAAACCCUUCUAACUUUUUAUUUGUCCCUAAUUCCCAGUAAAAAAGGGAAGAGGACCUUCUAAAGACAACAUGUCACCAGUCUUUUAUGCUGUUUACAAAUAUAUUAAAAUACACACUACCGUUACAAUGUCUGAACUACCAUACCUUACCAACCUUAACUUUACCCAGCAUCAUACAACAGCAGUUAUUGAAGACAGAAUUCAGUGGAUGAGUUUCAGUUCAUGCCUACCUCACACACCCUCUCUGGUCUCGAACAUAACAACACUGUGAAAAUUGCAAGUUAAACAUAUUCAAAAUGCAAAUCAAAAAAAUAAAUGCAAGUUAAUGUAAACACUGUACCCUUAACAACAUAUGCUGGUUGUCUAAACAGGGAAAUGCGAUACAAUUGUGAUAUCAUUAUUUAAGAAAUUAAAAUGUUUUUUUGCACGCAUUUUAAUUGUUUCGGUUUUAUAAUUUUUUUAAACCUAAAAAACCAAGGUAUAGUAAGACAAGGUUACUCAAGAUUCAUACAUUCCAGUAGGCCUAUGUAGUGAUGAAAGGGUAGUUUUGAGCUCUUACUGGAAAAUAUGGUUUUGUUAUUUCAUUAUCUCAUUCAAAUUAGUUAUGAAUGAGUGUCCUCACAUUUAUUCCGUAGACAAGACUACUAAUGUAAUUUCAUUUUGAUCAAUCCAUUUCCAUUCGUUUUUCUAAAUUUUAAAUGGGCGUGGUGGGGCCAUCAUCGAAGCCCAAUCAUAAAUAAGAAAGUAUUUCAUACACAUCACAAGUAAAACUUCAAUUAAAAAAUAUAUAUUUGGGUUGAACUUGCUAAUUGGGAAGUAGAUUGACAUAAAAGGGGUCCGAUAGCUAAUUGGAGGUUUUUGACCAGACCUGUAUAACUAUGACUAUCUCCUAUAAUUCUAUCCACCAUAACGCUUUUCAAAACAAAAAAACUGAUUUUAACCUCCAUCUCACGUGCAUAUAUUUUUCAUAUCAUAUGUAGUACAUCCAAUACAAACACAUAACAUAUUUGUAUCAGUGUGUCCAUUAAUCUAAUGGAAAACAUUGCUUAGUGGUAAUAUUUCCAUGCAUUACAACAUAAAGUCACAUACCCGGUGUGGUUGAAGUCCUUCUAUAUUAUUUGUUUCCAGUGAUAGAUGGCUAAUUGAUGCUAGUAGGCAAAGGUCAUUAAGGGUCAUUCAGUCAUGUCAUUUCAAUUUAUGACUGCAAAGUGGAUCAGUUAAACGACAGUGCUGGUUAUAGUUUACCAGUAGCCUACUAGUUACCGACAAUACACACAUUCACAGAAAAAGGCGUGAAUGGCGUCAUUUCACUUCUUAGAUCUGAUAAACAUGUGAUAUUCUUUCCUGUCUAUUCUUUAUUUAUCUGUUUCGUCAUGUUGAAUUGGUUAUCAGGUCAUGUGAACUCUACUCUCUCUACAUUGAAAGUAGCUUAACAUAAAAGAAAAGUGAAAAGUGGCAAUGUCGGCAAAACAUAUAAAAAUGUGAAGCGUAAGCCGAUAUUAAAAGAAAAACCAGCCUUGAAUUUUCCAUAGCAUAAUUGUGUUUCCUUUGUUUGAAAACCGAGGCAAGCAUGUGAUGGUUCAGUCGCCGAUGUAACACAAGCUAACAGACAACAGCAUCCUGUAACACAAGCUAACAGACAACAGCAUCCAGUAACACAAGCUAACAGACAACAGCAUCCAGACAGCAUUUCCUUUGGGUAAAGAUAUUGUGAUCCUACUGAUUGGGAAAUGUCCAAAGUUUAACAAUGUCAACUCACAACAUUUUUACUAUUCUUCCAUUUGUUAAUUUGGGCAAUGUGUGUGUGCGCGAGUGUGAGUGUGUGCCCAUGCAUGCAUGUGUGUGUGUGUGUGUGUGUGUGUGUGUGUGUGUGUGUGUGUGUGUGUGUGUGUGUGUGUGUGUGUGUGUGUGUGUGUGUGUGUGUGUGUGUGUCUUCUAUGAUUCAGGUGUAUGCACUUUAAAAGCCAUGGCCGGGUAAAGUAAUAACAACAAUAACAGUUUUUUUUUGGCGUGUGUUGCCACGGUAACUACAUGGAUUGGUGUAACAAUACUAACUUUGUGUGUGAUGCUGUAUGUGUAGUUGUCCAAAUGUGUUGUUCUGUGUUGGAACAAUAAAAAAAUAAAACAGACA
This is a messenger RNA of Gadus morhua (Atlantic cod), 6804 nucleotides long. RefSeq lists its product as uncharacterized. NCBI's taxonomy places the organism in Eukaryota, Metazoa, Chordata, Actinopteri, Gadiformes, Gadidae. Bases 154 to 3363 code for a protein of 1069 amino acids. The record is from RefSeq and is a predicted model, not a curated record. Gene Ontology annotation, molecular function: ubiquitin protein ligase activity. Gene Ontology annotation, biological process: replication fork processing; protein ubiquitination. Gene Ontology annotation, cellular component: nucleus; site of DNA damage. The transcript has 10 exons.